Microsporum canis CBS 113480 is the source of this 375-nucleotide messenger RNA. RefSeq lists its product as uncharacterized. NCBI's taxonomy places the organism in Eukaryota, Fungi, Ascomycota, Eurotiomycetes, Onygenales, Arthrodermataceae. The transcript has 3 exons. Bases 1 to 375 code for a protein of 124 amino acids. The record is from RefSeq and is a predicted model, not a curated record.
AUGGCCCAACUCCUUGGCGUUGAAUACCAGUUUACUAUAGAUACCCGUGAAAGACCAUUUGAAGGUAGUGAGUGUGUCAUCGUUGUCCUCGAAGAUGCGGAGGAGCCAGCCAAAAUGGGCUGUUCGCUUCUCUUACAGUUACACCAGUUCCUAUACCAUGCAUGGAAAGGAGCAGAGAUACAUCAGGCCAUGGAAGAGAACAGAAUAACCGGUAUACCAAAGCUCAAACGGAGUCUUGUCCGAAUAUCCCAUAACGAGAUGAGGUUAUUCGAUCUAUUGCCCACACGGCAACAAGCCUACUUAAGCUACAUUACCACCCGUAUAGACCAGGAGAUGAAGAGUGCCAGGGAUAACGAGCUACCCAGCGCUACAUAG